UUUAAAUUUGUACUGUUUUUAAUUGUCUUUGAUUAUAUGAAUUCUGUUUUAUUUCUCAAGGUUAAUCACUAUCGGUUCUCCAUAUCUUGGAGUAGAAUUUUCCCAAAUGGUGAAGUAAGAUUCAGAAAUCAAGCGGGAAUCGAUUAUUACAACGAUGUCAUAGAUAAACUUCUGGCAAAUGGUAUAACACCUUUAGUAACAAUGCACCAUUUCGAUACACCAUUAGAAAUUGAGAAAAAAGGUGGUUUCACCAGUUCUCUGAUUAUUGAAUAUUUUGUGCAGUAUGCCACUGAAUUGUUCAAAAUCUUUGGUGAUAAGGUUAAACAUUGGAUAACUUUUAAUGAACCAUGGUUCAUGUGCAAACGUGCUUAUGGUGACGGCACCUAUCCGCCACUUGUUAAUAUUUCUGGAGUUGCAGACUAUCUUUGUAUAGACAACAUUUUAAAGGCACAUGGCGCAGCUUACAGGGUUUACAAGUCUCGGUUUUUUGCGAAACAAAAGGGUCUUGUGGGCAUCUCUAUUAGUAGUCCAUACUUUAUCAUCACUAAUUCCUCUGACAUGGAUAUGUUUGAACGUGCUAUGCAGUUCAAUAUUGGUUAUUUGGCGCAUCCAAUUUUUAGUGCCGCCGGGGGUUAUCCUGAGGUUAUGGUAAAAGAUAUCGCCACAAACAGUCGUGAAGAAGGAAGAUUUAUGUCACGUCUGCCGCAGCUUGACGGGAAAUGGAAAGAUAUUAUCAGAGGUUCAUCUGACUUCUUCGGUCUGAAUUACUAUUCGUCAAGAUUUCUAAGACGUGCCUCCAAACCGUUGGUUAGCAGUCCUUCAUAUGAACGGGAUGCAAACUAUGAAAUUUAUAAAAAUGUACCAUUGUUGCAGCAAACGUGUGAUCCAGAAGGUUUGGAAGGUCUUUUGAAGUGGAUUCGAAAAGAGUACAACAAUGUUCAAGUUAUAGUUACAGAAAAUGGUUGGAGAGAUAAAGGAGAGAUUGAAGAUGAUGAUCGAAUAAGUUACUUAAAAGGUCAUUUGCAAGCUGUGCUUAAUGCGGUAAAUGAUGGCUGCAAUGUAGUUGGCUAUACCCAUUGGAGUUUGAUUGAUAACUAUGAGUGGUUGUAUGGAUAUACGUUCAAGUUUGGACUUUACGCCGUUAAUAUGACUAGCCCGCUGAAAAAUCGAUAUGCGAAGAAAUCUGCAGGAUUUUAUAGAAAUGUCAUUAGUACACGAAAUUUGCAAAAUCCAGAUAUUCAUGAAAAAUAAAUUUAUUUUAAAUAUUGUA
Molecule: messenger RNA, 1270 nt
Organism: Eupeodes corollae
Lineage: Eukaryota; Metazoa; Arthropoda; Insecta; Diptera; Syrphidae
Product: myrosinase 1-like
Exons: 6
Coding region: 37-1251 (404 amino acids)
Biological process (GO): carbohydrate metabolic process
Molecular function (GO): beta-glucosidase activity
Source: RefSeq, a predicted model, not a curated record